CUUUGCCUUCGUUCUCUCCAGAAAUCUCCAAACUCUCCACCAAACAGCAUAGAAACACUCCUCCAUCAUGUCCCUUCUCACCCACCUGUUGGCAUGUCUGUUCGGGAUGGGCUCCUGGGUCUCCAUCAAUGGCCUGUGGGUGGAGCUGCCCCUGAUCGUCCCACAGAUCCCGGAGGGCUGGUACCUGCCCUCUUACCUCUCCGUGAUCAUCCAGAUGGCCAACGUCGGCCCUCUCUUCGUCACUCUGAUGCACCGCUUCCGGCCUGGCGUCCUGAACGAGACCGCCGUCAUAUAUAUGAUCAUCAGCCUGGGUACUGUGGCGAGCUUCCUGAUGGGUUUCUUCUGGAAGGAGACCAUCGUUGUGGCCGGUGUCUCUCGCAGUGUAGCCCUCCUCGUCUUAACUUUCUUCCUCUCUGUUGUUGACUGCACUUCCUCCGUCACCUUCCUGCCCUUCAUGAUGCGUCUCAAGCCCCAGUACCUGACCACCUACUAUAUUGGGGAGGGUGUGAGCGGCCUGCUGCCUGCUCUAGUGGCUUUAAUCCAGGGUGUUGGGGUGGUCCACUGCAUAAACAGCACCCAGUCUCUGAAGCACACACUGAACUCCACCAACAGCUCUGUGACCUUUGACCUCCUGGCUCAGUAUCAGCCAGCCAACUUCUCAGCUGAGGUGUUUUUCUUCUUCCUCAGUGCCAUGAUGCUGGUGUGCCUGGGGGCGUUCCUGCUGCUGAACUACCACCCAUCUGUGGCCAGGGAACGUACCAAUGAUCUGUACACCAACGGGCUAAAAGAGAAAUCUCAGGCAAACAGGAAGUGGGUCGAGCAGAAGCCCAUGAUUGAUCCAAUCAGAUGCACAAACCAGAAGUGCAGAAGCAGCUUUGGUACUGGCUCUUACAGCUGGAUGCAGGUGUUUUAUAUCUUUGUGAUCCUGGCCUGGGUGAAUGCUCUGAGCAACGUGGUGAUUCCCUCGGUGCAGUCCUACUCAUGCAUGCCGUACGGGAACAAAGCCUACCACCUGUCAGCCACCAUGGCUGCCGUGUCAAACCCUCUGGCCUGCUUCAUCGCCAUGUUCUUCCCUAUAAGAUCUCUGCUGCUGAUGGGAGCUCUCACGGUGAUAGGCAGUGGACUUGGAGCUUAUAUAAUGGGCAUAGCAGUGCUGAGCCCAUGUCCAGUGCUGGUGCAUGAAACUUCAGGUGGUGUCAUCAUUGUGUUGGCCUGGAUCCUCUUUAUUCUCACUCUAUCCUAUGUGAAGGUGAUCAUCGGGGUGAUCCUGCGUGACGAGGGCCACAGCGCCCUCGUGUGGUGCGGAGCUGUAGUGCAGCUGGGCUCCCUGCUGGGAGCUGUGACCAUGUUUCCGUUGGUCAGUGUGUACAACUACUUUUCAUCAGGAGACCCGUGCAACACAAAAUGCCCCUAA
Chelmon rostratus (copperband butterflyfish) is the source of this 1414-nucleotide messenger RNA. It is a transcript of the gene slc52a3-2a, whose product is annotated as riboflavin transporter 2. The record is from RefSeq and is a predicted model, not a curated record. Gene Ontology annotation, molecular function: riboflavin transmembrane transporter activity. Lineage: Eukaryota; Metazoa; Chordata; Actinopteri; Chaetodontiformes; Chaetodontidae. The transcript is spliced from 4 exons. The coding region runs from base 68 to 1414 and encodes 448 amino acids. Gene Ontology annotation, cellular component: plasma membrane. Gene Ontology annotation, biological process: riboflavin transport.